AGAAUUGCUCAAUGUUGCACAUGGAGACGAUGUGACAAGAAAUCCUGCUUAUAAUCAUUAAAUCCAAACCCCUCUUUGCUCUCCUGAAACCCAACACAGUUACAUCACAUUUUCACAAACUGUGUACUUUGUACUUUGACACUGACAAAGAGCGGCUGUGUAGAGUUUACCUACAGAGAGCAAACAAUGCAUAUUCAAGAAACUAUGGUGGGACGAUUUCCAUGGAAAAUCUGCUCAGCUCUGAUCUUAGCUCUUCUCACAAUUAACAUGCCCUGUUGCAAUAGCGGCAAGAUCCUGGUAUUCCCAAUAGAUGGCAGCCAUUGGGUGAAUAUGAACUUCAUAGUUCGGGAGCUGCAUGCAAAGGGGCACAACAUCACGGUGGUGCGUUCGAUGAGCAGUUGGUACAUCAAGGAAAAGGCAGCUCACUACACCUCGAUCUCCAUCCCUCUUCCUGAAGGGAUUAACAUAGAGAGUGAAGAGUUCAUGGCCUCAUUCCUGAGGAGGAUGCUGGAAAUCAGAAGAGGGGAGGGCUCCCCAUUAGCUUUCAUCAUCCUGCACAGGGAGCUCUUUUCCAUGCUUUCGGAAGCUCACAGGGCUGUGUGCCAGAUGGUGGUCACCAUGUUUGAAGACCAACAGCUAAUGAAGAACCUCCAGGAUACCCACUUUGAUUUGGUCCUCACAGAUCCUGGUUUUGCAGGUGGAGUUUUGGUGGCUCGCUACCUCCAACUCCCUAUGGUCUUCAAUGUCCGUUGGAUCAUUACUGGGGAAGGUCAUUUUGCCAUUGCCCCCUCCCCAAUUUCAUACAUCCCAACAUUGGGAUCCAGAGUGCCGGAUAAGAUGGAUCUUGUUCAAAAGGCCAAGAACAUGCUCCAUUAUGGUCUUGGCCUCUAUAUAGACAGAUUUGUUUCAAGCCCACAUUAUAAUGCCUUGUGUGCUCGCUACUUUGGCCCAGACGUUGACAUCUACAGUCUUAUCCAGUCUGCAGAUCUCUGGCUCAUGAGGGUAGACUUUGUUUUUGAAUUUCCGCGCCCCACCAUGCCCAACAUUGUCUAUAUGGGAGGCUUCCAAUGCCAGCCUGCCACGUCCCUGCCCCCCGAGCUGGAGGAGUUUGUGGAGAGCUCUGGGGAGCAUGGCAUCAUCAUUAUGUCCUUGGGUACUCUGGUCAAUGGUCUUCCCACUGAAUUAACUGAUAAAAUUGCUACUGCUUUUGCCCAGCUCCCUCAGAAGGUCAUCUGGAGGCACAUAGGGAACAGGCCUUCAAACCUUGGCAACAACACCCUCCUAGUUAAAUGGAUGCCCCAAAAUGAUCUCCUGGGACACCCCAAGACCAGAGCCUUUGUGGCUCAUGGGGGCACCAACGGGGUGUAUGAGGCCAUUUACCACGGUGUGCCGAUAGUGGGCCUACCGCUAAUCUUUGACCAGUUUGACAAUCUUAUCCGGCUGCAGGUGCGAGGCGCAGCCAAAGUUUUGGAAGUCACCACCCUUGACAGUGGGGAUCUCCUCCAUGCCCUGCAGGAGGUUCUCAGGGAUCCGUUCUACAGGAGGAACAUGCAGAGGCUCUCAAGACUGCACCGGGACCAACCCAUCAAGCCGAUGGACAAUGCCCUUUUCUGGAUUGAGUAUGUCAUGAGAAACAAGGGUGCAGCUCACCUACGCACAGAGUCCUACAAGAUGCCCUGCAAUCGCUUCAUUCCAGUCACUCCACGCCGAACAUUUCUCGUUCCAGUAAUCCUCAUCUCAAAAAUUCACAAGGAUGACCAGCACAUUUGCAGUGAGCGGGGAGCGAUGCUGAGAAGAGUUGUUCCUUGAACCUGCAGAAUCAAGAAAUGCAGCGGGUGGCUCACAUGAAUAUCAGGUCUCAAAAGGGAGGAAUCUGAGUUGGCAGGAGGUUGGCUUUGGGAGCCAAUGCUCUGAAUCUCUCCAUUUGGAAACGAGAAAGAGAACUGGCGAUUACAUUCAGGUGGCCGAGAAUGUGUUGAUCUCUGAGAAUAAACUGAUGAGUAACAGAUAACCAGUGUUCCGGCUGUGGCUACUGACAGUGAUCAACAUGAAGCUUUAACGGAAUGAAAGGUGCAAGCUUACCCCCACCCUCAAUCACAUCACCAUCACAGGAACCCGGAGAUAUUUAUCACGCAGCAAAACAGUCACUGAACACAUUGGUGUAACACAACAAGACAUCUCUUAACUUGCUUCAGAAGACUACAGACUGGUUGUGAUUGUUCUAGGUUGAUGAGGUGAAAAAAGAGCUUCUUGGAGAAAUUGUUCCUGAAAAAAAUGCCUUGAGAGAUCCUGCCGCCCAGAAUUUCACUUUUUAUAUGAACAAAGAGGACUGUACGCAAUAAUCCAGCCAAAUAUAUGCAGAAUGAGAUGGCAGGUAAACAGACAUCAUACAAAUAUUUGUCCUCUAUUACUCUAGGUCAUUUUUUACCUGAUAAAAUGAAAGGUGAUUCCAUGACUUAUCUUGACAUUUUACAUGAAAAUGAAUGCAUUAACACAGAAAAAGAUACCACAGCCUGUAAAGCAGAAGAAGAGUACUUUUACAGAGGAGGAAAAGUCACAUGGUUAAACUUUUACCUUUCUGAGAUGCAAGAAUCCCUACAGUUUAUCAAAAGGGAUAAGUAUGAAGAGCUGAAUAACUUAAUUCAAAAACAAAGCUGGCUUUCCAAAAGCUUAGUGUGUGUGAAUUUAUUUCAUUAUCCAGGCUGUGGUGGAACUACUUUAGCCAAGCAUGUUUUGUGGGAUUUGAGGAAAACAUUCAAGUGUGCCGUGCUUAACAAUAACUUUGCUAAGGCAGCUGCCAUUGCUGGUCAAGUGCUAGACUUGUUCGUAAAUGGAGGAAGGAAACAGACUGUACUCCUUUUAGUUGAUGAUUUGGAAGCAUCUGAAAAUAUUAUAGAACUGCAAAAGAACAUCCUGGAUGAAAUUGAAAAAAGAAACAUUCAUCAUAACAGCCCAGUGGUUAUAAUUUUGAGCUGCAUAAGAUCUGAGAAUCCUGCAGAAAGCAUGACUACAAGCUUCACAGACAGCCUGUGCAUAACCAACAAACUGUCAGAGACAGAACAAUCAUCAUUUGAGAAAAAACUAGAGGAGAUACAAAAAUCUCAUGAAAAUCACAAAACCUUCUAUGGAUUUCUGAUCAUGAAAAAUGAUUUUAAGAAAAGCUAUGUUGAAGAUGUCGUCCAAGAAAUGUUCAAGGACAGACAAGAACACAGUAAAGAAGCACAGCUAAUUUCCUUUCUAGCCUUGUUGAAUUCUUAUGUUUCCAAUUCUUCAUUGUUAGGGUCUGUUUGUGAGCGUUUUUUACAAUCUAAAGAUCCAGUGCAUGGCAGUAAACCUGUGGAAGAACAGAUGGAGUCUUUUUCUGGUCUUUUAAUUCGUUUUAAAAAUUCAGUGAAGACUGAGAGAGUACGCAUGGCUCAUAAAAUGAUUGCCACUCAGUGUUGUGAAGAGCUGGAAGCAAAAGAAGUAAGCAGGAGCAAGAUCACAGAAGACUUGCUCUCAUCUUUCUCUGUGACGGAAAUGGAUGAUGAUCCUUUGCUUAUGCGUGACAUACAAGAUUUGCUGGUCACAAGGCAAAAGAGCACCAAGUUUUCUCAAUUGAUUGAAGACAUACGUGAGGGUGAGAGAAGCAAUGACAAAUGUAUUGCAGUUUUGACCACAGCGGCCAAGUUGUUUGUAAAGAGUGCAGUUAUUCCUCAAGCUCUGGCAAGAUUUUAUUAUAUCAGAGAGGAAAACUAUUCAAAGGCAAGCGAAUGGGCAAAAUGUGCUAAAGAGCGAGAUGAAAACAAUUCAUUUAUUGCUGACACUUUGGGACAGAUUUACAAACAUGAAAUGCGCUCUAAAGUGAAAGAAAAACGUCCUGAUCAGUUGGAUAUAUUUCUCAGUGUGGUGGAAGAUUCCAUUGAUGCAUUUCAGGAGGAACAAGUUUUAGCUAAUAAAGAAGGUCCAGUUGACUUAGAAAAUCAGUGGACUAGAAAAAGGCCCUCGAUUUAUAAUACCAAUGGGCUCUUUGGCGAGUUACAAGUCGCUAGCCAUGUCUUUGACACUCUUUCCAAUUUGGACCCACUUAAAGAGGAAAUGGAGAAAUUCUUAAAACAUGAAUUGCAAAUUGACAGCAUCUGUAAAAAUGACAGUAACAAACAGUUCCUUCAGAUACUCAAGAAGAAGCCUUUUCUUACUACACUAAAAGACCGUGUUAAAAUGGUCUUUGAUUUUUAUGAGUCUUAUCUCACUUACUCCAAACCAAGUCAGAUGAAAGAAGAGAGUGAAUAUAUUCACAAAGAAGUGGCUGACUGUUUUCUGAAGUAUACAAGUUCUGAAUGUAACAGUCAUGUAGAAACCGAAGCUGUCGAUCAGAACAGGAAAUACCUAGAGGCCCAAAGAGCUGCAAGUUUUCCGGGACUCCUUCACUGCCUCUCUGAGAGAGAUGCUGACACAAUGGAGAAAAUUAAACAGAGUUGGCAAUGCAUUUAUAAUUCAAGCACAAAAACAAAAGAAGAUGACUUAAACUUUAUCUUGGCUAACAUUGUCCUGAACUGCAUCAACCCCGGGUCUGUGAAUAUUACAGAUCACACAGAACUGGAAUUUAUCCUGAAAAAUGUACUGUCAGAUAAAGAGAAAGACAAAUCCCAAACCUCAGCAGAGAUGUAUUUCCUAGCUUUGCUGCUGUUGUGGCCCAAAGAAGGGACCAAGUCUUACGUGGACAAAAUCUGGGAAUGCUUUCAGAACCAGUAUGAACUUCAUCUUCGUUCAAGAUUUAUUGUACCUCAUUUCUUCCUUGGACAGUCCUCAGGACUGAGCAGAGUUGUUCACAAAUCCCAAAUCGAUACCUGCUUGUUCACAAAUCCCAAAUCGAUACCUGGUGAUCUUUCUGAGAAGAUAAACACACUUUGGCACAAUGGAGAAUUAUGGAAAAAUGAUGAGGUCAAAAAACUACUGUGUCGUGUAGAAGGCAGAACCGAGGGUCAUGAGGUGUUUGCUCAGCACGGCAAAGUAAAAAUCAGAGUGCAGCCUGACAAAAGAGCAGACGUAAAAAAUGGCCACAAAGUCUCUUUUUACCUUGGGUUCAGCAUUAAAGGGCCCAUGGCAUAUGAUAUUCAGUACUCUGGGAGAAGCGCUGUAAAGAGAACAUGAAAUUGUUCAUAACAGAAAAGGCUUCUGUGGUUUGCUGCACACAGUGCCAGCAUCAGGGGGAGUGCAAGGUACCCAAAUAUAAUGUGUGUUCAUAUAAUGUUGUUUUUGCUUAUGAGUUAUAUUGACUGCAUUUGUGUUAUGGGCAAAGUCUUGAGAUGCAGAUGUUUUAUUUCGUAGACACUUUUAAAUACUUACUUUUAUAAAACAUUAAUUUAAAAAUCCUAUUGAUUUUUUUUGCUCAUUUUAGUGACUAAACAUAAUACAUAUAUAAGUGUGAGCUCUUCCCAAUUCUAAUGGGAUUAGAACAAUCAAAACACAAAUUUGCAAAUUGUGAGAGCUUUGACAAUAGGUCAAUUUUAUAGGUCAUGUGACAAUAGGUCAGUUUUAAAGGUCAUGUGAUUGCUCAGCUGGCUCAUGUUAAACUAGCUUUUUAUUAUUUCACAUUAUUUACAAAGAAAUGUAUUAUUAUUGCUAUUAUAAAUGUACUUUUAUAAAUUUCAGUUUAGAUUAUAU
Molecule: messenger RNA, 5646 nt
Organism: Acipenser ruthenus (sterlet)
Lineage: Eukaryota; Metazoa; Chordata; Actinopteri; Acipenseriformes; Acipenseridae
Product: UDP-glucuronosyltransferase 2A1-like
Exons: 7
Coding region: 187-1809 (540 amino acids)
Cellular component (GO): cytoplasm
Molecular function (GO): UDP-glycosyltransferase activity
Source: RefSeq, a predicted model, not a curated record